AUGGGAGAAGCAUCAAGAGCCAGCAGCUCAGCGUACCCGCUGCUCCUCGUGCUAGCGCUGGCGCAUUGGCGCGGCGUCGCAGCGGCGAGCUCCACCACCUUCACCGUGUCCAACUACUGCUCCCAGCCCAUAUGGCCCGGGACGCUCGCCGGCGCGGGGACGCCGCAGCUGCCGACGACGGGGUUCAGGCUCGACCCGGGGCAGAGCGCGCUGGUGCCGGCGCCGGCGGGGUGGUCCGGCCGGCUAUGGGCGCGCACGGGCUGCGCGUUCGGCGCGGGCGGCGAGGGCACGUGUCAGACCGGCGACUGCGGGGGGCGCUUGGAGUGCGCCGGCGCCGGCGGCGCGCCGCCCGCGACGCUGUUCGAGGUCACGCUGGGGAAGGGCGCCACCGGCCUGGACUACUACGACGUCAGCCUCGUCGACGGCUACAACCUGCCCGUCGUCGCCGUCCCGCGGGCGCCGUCGGGCGCCGGGUGCAACGCCACCGGCUGCACGGCCGACCUCAACCUAUCGUGCCCCAAGGAGCUGCAGGUGGAGCGCGGUGGCACGGUGGCGUGCCGGAGCGCGUGUGAGGCGUUCGGGCAGGACCAGUACUGCUGCAGCGGCGCGUACGCGACGCCGGCGGCGUGCCGCCCGACGGCCUACUCGUCCAUCUUCAAGUCGGCGUGCCCGCGCGCGUACAGCUACGCCUACGACGACGGCUCCAGCACCUUCACCUGCCACAGCGCCGCCGGCUACACCAUCGCCUUCUGCCUCCCUCCGUCGUCCGGGUUGCACGGCUCUGAUGUCACUCCCCUCGUUUCGCCGCCGGCGUCUGGGCAAAGCACCGGCAGAGUUGGCGGCGAUGGCGUCGGAAGCGCCGACCAGCCGCCUCAUCCUGCUACUGGCAACAGUGAUGGAGGGGGCUACCAUCAGCUGUGGAUGACGAUGUCGCUAGCCAGCACGCUCCACGAUCAGCUGUGGCUUCUGCUGCCUCUGCCUGCAGUGCUCUUGCUCCUCCUCUGACCACCCUCCCGGCCUCCCCUCGCUCACCAUGAAGAUGAAAUGAAGCUCUUGUACUGUAAGGUUCACUCAUUGACGGUAUAGUCCCCAUGCGUAGCAGCGGUAGUAAAACCAUCCAUCAUGCCCAGUGGGGACGGAAACAUGUACAGAAUACAGAUACAGACUGGAUCCGUUUACGUAUAGAUUACGACGACCAAAACAGGCUGUUCAUCGUUUGUUC
Zea mays is the source of this 1222-nucleotide messenger RNA. Its product is annotated as pathogenesis-related thaumatin-like protein 3.5. The record is from RefSeq and is a predicted model, not a curated record. Lineage: Eukaryota; Viridiplantae; Streptophyta; Magnoliopsida; Poales; Poaceae. Bases 1 to 1005 code for a protein of 334 amino acids. The transcript has 3 exons.